AUGAACAGCAACAAUGUGCCCCAUGCCAGAUUUGUUCUCAAAGCAGAUGACGACAUGUACAUCAACAUUCCAAAUCUUUUGGCUUAUCUUAACUCAAGUGCUCAAGACUUACAAAACAAAAUCACGGGAUCCUGCUCUAAAAGUGCAAGACCAAUCAGAAAUUCAAAAUCAAAAUGGUACGCAUCAGAACGCUCCUACAAAGAAAAACAAUAUCCAGGAUUUUCCGGUACAGCGUAUGCAACAAGUAUGAACGUUGUAAAGAAAAUUUAUAAUAUUUCAUGUACUGUAACCAUUUUUUCACCCAUCGAGGAUAUAUACGUUUCUCUUUGUUUACGUUUGAUAGGGGGAAGCGUGUUACACAAACCUGGUUUUCAUAUUGAAAGACCAAAAUUAGACGCAUGUCUAUAUAAAGGAAAUAAAUUAUUCACUGCACAUUCAAUGACACCAGAUAUGAUUAGAAAUAUCUGGAAAGCUGAAUGCAAAAAAUAAUAAUUACAUGUAUAACAACAAUAAAUGUAAUCAAUGGUCGUGGUGCAUUGAUUAAGUUUCAAGAUCUAACCAUUUUGUGUACACCGAACUGCGACCGUUCAUGAAUUAACAUAAACAUGGCUGUUGGAUAUGUUUCCAAUUCAUUAAACAUCAAUUUAAUGUAUGCAUCUCUGAACGGUAUAAGCUGUCAAAUAAUAAAAUUGGCCUUAUUCAUAAGAUUUUGAAAAAAGAUGAUGUUAUAUCCUUUAGAUAUUUUUCAUCUUUUCGUGCAUUUUUGUGCUUAGGUUUGUUUGCCAAUUUUUUUUAUUUUUUUUGUGGAUUUCUUUUCUUUCUUUUUUUUCUUUUCUUUUUUGCACUGAUACUUUAUGGUAUUGCUAGCCAUAUAUGUUCAAAAUUUUUCCUUCCUAUGUUUUACCUGUAAAUGAUUGCUUGAUCUUUUUUAGUACAAAAAUUAAGAUUUUUCACUUUAAAUGAAACAAAAUAUAAUCUGUAAAAUGUGUUAUGUGCAGCCUAACUCUCAUUGUUAUAAACUUCUUAUAUUUUUAUGUCACAUUUCUAUGAAUUUAUAUUAAUAACAAUAUAUAUAUUCUAUUGUAUGCAUUAAAGACGGUCACAGUAACUACAUAGUACUAAUACAGAAAAAAAACUGAAGUGAAUUCAUAUUUUUUUCAUUUGAUAUAAACACUUGGUUCAUACGACAGUUUUAUAACAAGAAUAUUCAUAAUUGAAAAUGUUUCAUCAAAGAAUUGUAAAAACAUGCAUAAAUAUAAAAUCAAUUGAUAAAAUAUGCUGGUUUAACGUUUUAUUAAAAUGUUAUGACGAUUAUGCACCUUUUAUACACGUACAGUUUACAGAAAAGAAAAAAAAGACCCCCUCGCAAUAAAAUUUAUAAAAAUAUCUUUUGUAAAACAAUGUGACAAUACAGUUUUAGUUUUGAAAUUAUACAAUAUCUGUUACAAAAGAUCUUAAAUUUUUUUCAAUUCUAUAGUCAAAAAUAUUGAUUCAAGUUGAAUAUUUGAUUUAAAAGAUUGAAGGUAUUUGCUUUAUAAA
Molecule: messenger RNA, 1539 nt
Organism: Ruditapes philippinarum (Manila clam)
Lineage: Eukaryota; Metazoa; Mollusca; Bivalvia; Venerida; Veneridae
Product: N-acetyllactosaminide beta-1,3-N-acetylglucosaminyltransferase 4-like
Cellular component (GO): membrane
Molecular function (GO): hexosyltransferase activity
Source: RefSeq, a predicted model, not a curated record